AUCAUUGAAAAUAAAACCCUAAAAAACUAAACAAAAGAACGUUGUGAGGUUGGUGACCAUGGGCGGAGCCACCACCAGAAUUCCGAUGAGCCACCGUGUGCUGUCACCAAAUCACAAUUACACCACCGGUGAUCACCACCCACAUGAUCAACCGGCGAUGCAAUUAUCCGGUUCGAUCUUCGGGUUUCUCGAAGAGGAACCAACCGUCUUAUCGUCUCUGGAAAACGUGUAUUACGAUGUUCAACACGAAAUCGAAGACGACGAGAAGACGGAAAACCCCGAAGUUAUCGAGAACAAGAUUCAAUUUUGGGAAACCCAACGUCAAAAUUUACAUACAACGUUAUUCAGAACAACGAGUUUAGAAUCGAGAAUCCGAAGUAUAACGAAAGAAGUAAUCAGGGAAGUCGAGAUGGUCGAGAAUGUAUGUUUUUGCACCCGGCCGGUCUCGAGCGGUUGCCGGAGUUGCCGGAUGAGUGAAAUUUGUCGCCGGCUGCAAAAUUCCGGUUACAAUUCGGCCAUUUGCAAGUCCAAAUGGAGGAGCUCGUUGGAUAUUCCAUCUGCAGGAGAACACACGUUUGUGGACGUGAUCGACCACUCCGAUCGUAAAAAAGGCGAUGUGAGAGUGAUAAUCGAGCUGGAAUUAAAGGGUCAGUUUGAGAUGAAAAAAGGAAGCGAGGAGUACAACCUCCUCGUGAGUAAACUACCUGACGUAUUUGUUGGGAAAAUCGAGAGACUGGAAACCAUCAUUAAAAUACUGAGCACGGCCGCAAAGAAAUGCAUGGCGGAAAAGAAAAUGCAUCUGGGACCGUGGAGAAAGCAACAAUACAUGCAAGCAAAGUGGCUCAGAGUCAUUGAACGGAACACCUCCACGACUCUGGUCGAGCCGUUGGCGGUAGACAGUUACUCUACUCGACCGGCUAGGGUCAGAGCAUCAAUGUUGACCAUGGAUCUUCUUGACAACUUGCCAAAUAUGAAUUAUUUUUAUGCCCAAACAGUUAAAGUUGUUUAAAAAUAUUUUGUACUAAUAAAUAUAUGUCGGUUACAAAUUUAAUUUUUGAC
Molecule: messenger RNA, 1059 nt
Organism: Cynara cardunculus var. scolymus (artichoke)
Lineage: Eukaryota; Viridiplantae; Streptophyta; Magnoliopsida; Asterales; Asteraceae
Exons: 3
Coding region: 59-1009 (316 amino acids)
Source: RefSeq, a predicted model, not a curated record